UUCCUGCACUCGAUCAAGAUCUGUCUUUCACUCCGAUCGAAGAUGGAGUGGAGCUCUAAUGGAUUACUCCUUACGCUCUUCAUCUCAAUCGUCUUCUUCAUUUCAUGUUCUGAAUCAUUCUAUUUGCCUGGCGUUGCUCCUCGUGAUUUUCAAAGGGGAGAUCCUCUUCAAGUCAAAGUCAACAAGCUAUCUUCUACGAAGACACAACUUCCAUAUGACUAUUAUUACUUGAACUAUUGUAAGCCCAACCACAUACAGAACAGUGCUGAAAACUUGGGUGAGGUGCUAAGAGGAGAUCGCAUAGAGAACUCAGUCUAUACGUUUUCAAUGAGAGAGGAGCUCCCAUGUAAGGUUGGUUGUAGAGUAAAGCUUGAUGCUCAAUCUGCAAAGAACUUCAAGGAAAAAAUUGAUGAUGAGUACCGGGUUAACAUGAUUUUAGACAACCUCCCAGUUGCUGUUCUUAGACAAAGAAGGGAUGGUACUCAGUCAACCACUUACGAACAUGGUUUUCGUGUAGGGUUCAAAGGAAACUAUGCUGGGAGCAAAGAGGAAAAGUAUUUCAUCAAUAACCACCUGAGCUUUAGAGUCAUGUAUCACAAGGACCUUGAGACUGAUUCUGCUCGAAUUGUCGGGUUUGAAGUUACUCCAAACAGUAUCAAUCAUGAGUACAAAGAGUGGGAUGACAAGAAUCCGCAGUUGACGACAUGCAAUCAAAAUACUAAAAAUAUAAUUCAAGGAAGCACGGUGCCACAGGAAGUUGAUACAGACAAGGAGGUGGUAUUUUCAUAUGAUGUUACUUUCAAGGAGAGCGAUAUCAAAUGGGCAUCGCGUUGGGAUACUUACCUCCUUAUGUACGAUGAUCAAAUCCACUGGUUUUCGAUAAUAAACUCGCUAAUGAUCGUCCUCUUUCUUUCGGGAAUGGUAGCCAUGAUCAUGAUGAGAACGCUUUACAGAGAUAUUGCAAACUAUAAUCAAUUGGACACACAAGAUGAAGCCCAGGAAGAAACCGGAUGGAAACUUCUUCACGGAGAUGUUUUUAGAGCUCCUGCAAAAUCCGGCCUGCUUUCUGUUUACGUCGGAACCGGUGUCCAAAUCCUCGGAAUGACACUCGUAACUAUGAUCUUCGCGUUACUAGGUUUCUUGUCACCCUCCAACCGUGGUGGACUUAUGACGGCUAUGGUUCUUUUAUGGGUGUUUAUGGGCUUAUUCGCCGGUUAUUCCUCCGCCCGCUUGUACAAAAUGUUCAAAGGCACAGAAUGGAAGCGGAACACACUGAAAACUGCAUUCAUGUUUCCCGGUAUCUUAUUCGCAAUUUUCUUCGUUCUCAAUGCGUUAAUUUGGGGCGAGAAGUCUUCCGGAGCCGUACCUUUCGGGACCAUGUUCGCUCUUGUUUGCUUGUGGUUUGGGAUUUCCGUACCCUUGGUCUUUGUCGGCAGUUACUUGGGUUUCAAAAAGCCGAUUGUGGACGAUCCCGUAAAAACGAACAAGAUCCCAAGACAAGUGCCGGAACAAGCCUGGUACAUGAAACCGGUUUUCUCGAUCCUAAUUGGCGGGAUUCUACCAUUUGGGGCUGUUUUCAUCGAGCUAUUCUUCAUUCUAACCUCCAUUUGGCUGAACCAAUUCUACUACAUAUUCGGGUUUCUAUUCAUCGUGUUUGUGAUAUUGAUCAUCACAUGUGCGGAAAUAACGGUGGUGCUGUGUUACUUCCAGUUAUGCAGUGAAGACUACCAUUGGUGGUGGCGGGCAUACUUGACCGCCGGUUCGUCCGCCGUCUACCUUUUCCUCUACUCGAUCUUCUACUUUUUCACCAAGUUGGAAAUUACAAAACUCGUUUCCGGGAUUCUGUACUUUGGGUACAUGUCGAUUGCUUCGUAUGCCUUCUUUGUGUUAACGGGUACGAUCGGGUUUUACGCGUGCUUAUGGUUUGUACGAAAGAUCUAUUCAUCUGUGAAGAUAGACUGAUGAUGUAAAGAAGGUGAUGGAUGGUAUAUGAAUAUGAAGGGAGAAAGAGAAUUUGGCAAAUGAAAUUGAAGGUGAGAUGUAGCAGUAGUUGCAUUGAAUUGCAAGAGGGAGUGUAAACGAUUCACAUAUGAAUAUGCGUAGCAGUAAAAGAACAUGCCUAAUUUGCUAGUUUCUUAGAUUAGGUCUGUUUUGUUUUUCUCCUCUCCUUUUUCCAAUAAUAAUUAUUAUUAAUUUUUCU
Molecule: messenger RNA, 2200 nt
Organism: Cynara cardunculus var. scolymus (artichoke)
Lineage: Eukaryota; Viridiplantae; Streptophyta; Magnoliopsida; Asterales; Asteraceae
Product: transmembrane 9 superfamily member 7-like
Exons: 7
Coding region: 43-1962 (639 amino acids)
Biological process (GO): protein localization to membrane
Cellular component (GO): membrane
Source: RefSeq, a predicted model, not a curated record